AUGACAAGCCUGAACGAAUUUGACAUUAAAAAAUAUAAUGGCUUACCGCCCCCAAAAACUGCGAACGACGAAUUAGAGCUUAGAAAACUCGAAUUUAAGGAACUAUUAGCCAAAGUUGAACAAUUAACUGGAAAAGAAGGCAUUGAAUUAGGGCUUCGAUUACUUCAUAGCCAUGAAAUACCUUUGGAAGAUGGACAAGCGAUGGUAGAAACGUUCGCUGAGUAUGAAGGAGAACCUGCAUUCAUUACAUCAGCUGAUUUACCAAAUAAUUCAUAUCCAGCAAGUUGGAUUUUAAAUAAUGGAAAACUUUUAGUGUUUGAAUAUUCGACAGACCCAUACGUGAAGCGAAUAUAUGAAAAGCUUCUUAAAGAUUCAUCUGUUCUGAAUGAAAUCAAUACGCUCAUCAAAACGUAUAAUCUAGAGUCUUUAAUUGGGCCGUGCAUUACUGCCAGGGAUAUGUUGAGUAAGUUUGACACGAAUCAACAUAAAGCUUUAGUUGAACGUACUGUCAAAGAUGGCGAUAGAUACAAAAAUAUUGUUCAAAGUCGACCGAAUGAAUCUUCUUCAAUUGGUAUUAAAACAUUGUGGGGAGCUAAAUUGAAUAAUUCCUGCAUUACUAACCUUCCCUGUUUUUGUUGUGCUGAAAAAAAACCCCAUUAA
Dentiscutata erythropus is the source of this 660-nucleotide messenger RNA. The record is from the annotation of a GenBank genome assembly. Lineage: Eukaryota; Fungi; Glomeromycota; Glomeromycetes; Diversisporales; Gigasporaceae.